ACCGGGCCCGGCUUGGUUCAUGGCUGGUGUUGUGUAUCUUCCCCUUCUGUAAGAAUCGGAGGGAGGAGAGGAGAGAGAAGCAACAAGCAAAGCCAUGGCUUCUUCUUCAAACUUGUCAUCGUUUCUUCUAUUUCUUCUCUCUCUGUUCUCCUUAUCUACCGAUCUCGCAUUAGGGCAUGAAUCAAGUAGAGGAAGAAGAGAAGAAGAAGAAGUAGGAAUCAGAGGGCGUCGAGUUCUGAUGGGUUUCAAGGAAACCCCUUCUGGUGGAAACGUCACUUUCGAUUGCUCUCCUUCUGGACCCUGUGUUGCCUGCGUUUACUCCGAAAAGAAUGAUGAAAAAUAUCGCUGCAGUGAAACUGGUUAUCGUAUUCCUUUGAAAUGUGUGAAAAUUGAAGCUGGUACAAAUCAAGUAAACAGCAAAAAAGCUCAGCCAAAUCGGUCCACUCUUGAAAACAAUAGUGCCAAAGAAAAACUACAUGUGAUGUUGCACAAUGCAGAAGAGUCAUAUACUUCAAUAAGACAGAGAAGCUUACUUGCUGAUUCAUCCACAUCAGUGGGUGGGUCACAACCUUAUAUUACUUACAGAAGCUGUAUACCACCGAUUAACGAAGAGAAGCUGUCAGUAAUUGGUUUCGAGGGCAUUAUUUUGGGUCUUUUGUUGAUAAGCAGUUCACUUAUAUACUUCAGGCGAAAACAGAGCAGUGUUGCGGCAGGAGUUGGAGCUAUGAGAAUUCCAACAAACUCUAGGUUUUAACUCUUUUUUUUUUUUUCCUCUAGUAUUUGAAGCUUAGUCCCAACUGAUUGGCAGUAUUGAUGACAGUGAAUUGUUAGAGUGUAUUGAUGACCACGUGUAUUCUGCCUGCAGUUUGGUUCAUUCCUUUGUUCUCUUUCUUUUACAUAGAAAUGUUUCUUCUUUCGUUUUAAAUUUGUAGUUUCUGUUACUCUUUCUUAUCAUUAUUCAUUAACUUUUAACA
Molecule: messenger RNA, 974 nt
Organism: Camellia sinensis
Lineage: Eukaryota; Viridiplantae; Streptophyta; Magnoliopsida; Ericales; Theaceae
Product: structural polyprotein
Source: RefSeq, a predicted model, not a curated record